AACUCCAAAUAUUUUAAUAACUCACGUAAAGUACAUAGAAAGAUUUGAAAUAGUUAUACACGUUUAUUACACGCCACAACAUGAGUAUAUCUGAGCACAGUCUUCACAUAGCGAACUCGCUUCGCUCGGCCACCUCUGACGCCAAGUCCUUGCUCAGCAAGUCGCAGAUGAUUGAUGUGCCACAAGACCUGGAUAUUCCGGCAAUAUGUUACAAAUAUUAUUUGGAUGACUACCACAGUUGCACCGACGAGGAGCGCGAGCGUAUUCACGAAAAAUUGGAUGCAUUGGAAAUGCUACGCACCAUUGAUCUUUUGCACAAUGAUUUGGCAACAUUGCGAUUGGAGAAUUGUAUUUUGGUGGACUUUUUGGAAAAGAAUGAUCCCAAGCUAUUGAUCGGUUUACGCCAGCGUCGCACCUCUAUAUUGAAAAAGCUACAGAACAAGAAUCAACGCGUAUCGCUCGCCGGCAGCCAGCCACAAUCCAGUCGCCACUCGAGCUCGAAGCGCUCUAUGGCCAUAUCAGCGUCCAUAGGUACGGGUACGGAAAAACGAAAGGCAAUCGAUUAUAGGCUGAACUAUAAGGCCAAAGCUGAAAUGGCGGAGAAAGCCGCCGCUGAGGUGGAGAAACGUGUGACUGACAUUGAGCGCAAUGCCAUGGUUGAGGUUAAGCAACUACGGGCUAAAAUCGAAGAGCUGCGCUUUCGCAGUGAGGAGACGAUUGAGACAGAGAAAAACUUUAUUUUGCAUUUUUUGCGUGACGAAAACGAUGUUGCUUUCUUGGAAACGGCAACGGAGCGACAGAUUGAGCGCAAAUUCCGCAAGUUUACGGCCAAUUGGUUUAAGAAUGCACGCGCCCUACUUGGUACCAUGCGACUCACCAUCAUAUCGCUACAGGAGACUUGUCAACAGCAUCGGGCAGAUCUCAUUACCAAGGCCGAUCUUAGCGGCAUUCUGACAGCCGUUGACUUCGAGAAGCUGAUAAUUAAACGCACUGAGCUGCUGAACGAGCUGGAGGAGAAGAGCAAUCACAUGGCCGGACUCAAGGGUGUCACCGGUAAGACUAGCCUGUCCAUGACCGAGGAAAAGCAGGUUAUGAUGAGUCUAGAGGCUGAGAUGCGAAAUGUGGUUACCAGAACCGAAGACGUUACUCGCGCCAUUGCCAAGCUGGAGAAGGAGGUCGCCUUAGUGCAGGAUAACAACAAAAAGGACCGCGUCGUUCUCGCUCAGUUGCGCACUCAAUUGUACGAUUAUGAGGCACCAAGCGUUGCCGAAUAUAUUGAACGCAAGGAGGAGGCCCUAAUGCUCGACAAGGAGGAGAAAAUGUUGCACCGCAAAAUCUACAUACUUAACAUGAAGCUUAACAACGCGUUGCGACGUUGCAAGCGAAAUUCCAACAAGUAAAACGAGAGCCCGCAAGGGAUACACAAGCAAACGAAUACGAAAAAUAAAAUUGUUUCCGAGUUAUGAUUUGUGCACUUA
Messenger RNA from Scaptodrosophila lebanonensis, 1478 nucleotides. RefSeq lists its product as uncharacterized. Gene Ontology annotation, cellular component: ciliary basal body; axoneme. Gene Ontology annotation, biological process: cilium assembly. The record is from RefSeq and is a predicted model, not a curated record. NCBI's taxonomy places the organism in Eukaryota, Metazoa, Arthropoda, Insecta, Diptera, Drosophilidae. The coding region runs from base 81 to 1400 and encodes 439 amino acids. The transcript is spliced from 2 exons.